CUACUUUCGAACUGUUCACAUCAUUCGGCUAGAACCAAAUUUUGUGCAUAAAAGCAAAAACAAAAAUUGUCCCAAAAAAAUAAAAAUUGUAUUUAAAAUAAUUGUUUUGAAACGAAAUUGUAGAAACAACUUUGUGCGGCACAAAACAAUGGCAAACUUCUCAUUCUGGAAUGGACAACCUGUGAACGCACCCCUGUACCCUCAAGUGGGAGACAUGAUGCAGCCGAAUGCAUCCUGCUACAGCGGUGGACAGUGGCCCACCAUUGGCCACGACCAGGCGGCUCCCAUGCAGAGGCACAACCAGGCACAGGUCUCGCAUCAAGGUAGUUCCAUGAACCUUUACGGAGGAAGCGGCAUGCAUCCGCAGUCGCAGCAGUCGCAGCAGUCGCAGCAGCAGUAUCCUGGCAUGGGUGGAGCUUCAAUGGCGGGGCAGAGUCCCAUGUCCAUGCAGAGCAUGAUGGGCAUGGGAGACUACAGCUCCAUGAGUUCCCCCCUCACCUGUCCGGUACCGAACACCUUCUUUGAGCAGAACCAGGCCCAGGGAUCGUACGAGCCGUGCAUUGAGAACGGCGAGGCCUUCUGUGCCUACAACGGCAUGGACAUGGGCGGCAGCUACGGCGGCGGCAUGCAGGGACAGGGCAGCGGCAAAGGUGGCUUCUGGUAGAAGCCGGAAAAGCAAAACCAAAUUGUAA
Drosophila guanche is the source of this 692-nucleotide messenger RNA. RefSeq lists its product as uncharacterized. The transcript has a single exon. The record is from RefSeq and is a predicted model, not a curated record. Bases 149 to 664 code for a protein of 171 amino acids. Lineage: Eukaryota; Metazoa; Arthropoda; Insecta; Diptera; Drosophilidae.